AUGGUAAGGGUCACUGUGCUUCUGUAUAUCCUCCAAAUACUCGGGGUAAGCUUCUGCAUGAGCCCAAGGAAGCCUGAAGAAGUGACUCUGGAUAUUGUGGACCCUAACAAAUCUUCUAUAGAUGUGCUUACAAGGAGACCGUAUGGCAUACAUAUGGAGAUAUAUGUUGCAAGGGAUGGUUAUGGGAUAUCAUCGAUUGUUGAGAAUCAGGAGUCUGUGUGGAAACUAACCAGUGGAAGUUCAUGCAACCAUGUGGUCGUUGUUCUCGAUAGAGGAGAUACUCCAGACUCUGUAGCUGUACAGGUAGAGGAUAAACAUGGCGUAAAGAGUUUUAAGUAUUACGAAAAAAAGGACAGGUGGACUGAGGUUACAGAAGAAUGCUUUUUCAAGAGGUUUGACAAUAGGGUAUUAAGAGAAUUAGUUCUAGAGUCGAUUACUGUGGACAUUAAUGAAGACAGAACUUCCAAGACACUCUUCAAAAGUAAAUCUGGUAAACUUCCAUUCCUGGUGUACGCUCCAAAUGUUGGAUAUCGCAUUGAAAGGCUUACUGAUAAAAGGUGCAUAAUAUGGGAGACAAAGUUGGAAAGCGAAAGGUGUAUUCACAUUUCUCUCUAUCCUAGGGAUGAUCCUACUCUGGGUUACUUGGUAGUCCAAAACCAAGAUGGUCUAGAAGAACUGUUUUUCGAGAAAGUCGUAGAGUUGUGGAUUGAUAUUGAUAGGGAAAAAUAUCUGGAAGACUUAGUCAAGGCUGGCUUUGACAAGUCAACCUUCAAUGAUAAUGUUACUCUGGACUUCACUAGUGUUGAUAAAGACGUUUUUUAUACAAACGAAAUCGAAAUUGGGGAUGGGUCGAUGAAAGGACACUCUUCUCGCCCUGGAUUCAGGAUGACAAAGAUAACUGAGGGUUCCAAGAUAGUUUGGGAAGGAUCAAGUGGAGAAGUUUGUCCAUACUUUAGAUUAAUCGGGAUCGGAGAUGGCACUCGCCUAGGCCUUAUAUUUGUUUCUAAUGCAAAAAUGGAUAAGAUUCUAUACUAUAGAGAAGAUAGCGGAAAUUGGAAAGAAGUUAAAAGGGAGGAAUAUUAUAGAUUCCAUUCAGACAAGAAUGAUCCAAUGUACACUCAUAAGGGUGACGGCAAAGUUAUUAUGAGCAGUUUUAGGAACAAGCAAGGUCUUAGACUCGUCAGUUAUGCCUCCAGAGUGGCAAAUGCCAAGGGAGAUGUCAUUUUGAUUCACGGCAUCCGUUCUCAUUUUAAAUCUGAGUUUUUUGCCUCAAGUGCAGAGUGGAAUUUUGAACAUUAUGGAACUCCUACAUCUCCACAUAAAGUUCCAUUUGGUGAUUAUCAUGGUAUACACGAAAAAUCUCUAAUCUCCAGAUACAAAUAUAUUUUUGAGCAUGCCAGCUUUGAUGGUCUAAACGCCUUUGAAGUAUCACCUAGAUACGGUUAUGAUUACAGUCUCGUGGAGAUAUUGAACAGAUUUGGUUACAAUGUUUAUGGAUUUGAUAACCAGUCUCAAGGUCUUUCUGAAUCAGUAGCAGUUACAAAAUGUUAUGUGAACGAUUUUAAAGAUCACGUCCACGAUGUCAUUCAGUUUGUUAGUAUUGUAAAGAGAGGCAAGUUUGAGGAUUCCUCUGAAAAGUGGAAUGAGGAUUUAGUCUACAAGAACAUUCCUACGGAUAAAAAGACAUUCCUUCAUGGCCAUUCCAUGGGAGGUAACAUUGUCUUUCAGGCUGUGCAAGAGUUUUAUAAGAAUGCCGAGAAGGGAACAAAGUUUGUGGAUGGUCUAAUUGGCACAUCUGCAAUGCUUAGCCUUGAGAAUCGCGUAGAUACAACUUUUAAAAGGGUGACAAAGCCCUUUUUGGGAUUACUAGCAUGGGCUGUACCAGAGGUUGGCAAUCCAUAUGAAAGCAAUAACAACUAUGGUAGCUUCCUGGAAACUUUUAUUAGGUAUAAUGACCCGUUCUAUUAUGGCAAGAGGUUGGCAUUCAAGACUAUUUACUCACUCUUUACUGCCUGUACUGAGGUCAACAAGGAUGAGAAUAUUGCCAAUUAUCCAAAGGAUUUGCCAACCCUUUUAAUUCACUCCAAGGAUGACUAUAUAUGUGGAGUUAAAGGCUCGAAGGAUAUGGCUGAGCAGCACCUAAAGGAUAGUAAUGUAGUCCAAUUUGUGGAACUAGGAGGAACGUUUCACUACCUUACUUUACCUCAAGCUAUGGUUUUUGUAGAAUCGCACCUGAAGAAAUGGUUUGAAAAACACGGGUAG
Molecule: messenger RNA, 2262 nt
Organism: Theileria equi strain WA
Lineage: Eukaryota; Apicomplexa; Aconoidasida; Piroplasmida; Theileriidae
Exons: 1
Coding region: 1-2262 (753 amino acids)
Cellular component (GO): membrane
Molecular function (GO): lipase activity
Source: RefSeq, a predicted model, not a curated record